Trichoderma gamsii is the source of this 921-nucleotide messenger RNA. RefSeq lists its product as hypothetical. Bases 1 to 921 code for a protein of 306 amino acids. The transcript is spliced from 3 exons. Lineage: Eukaryota; Fungi; Ascomycota; Sordariomycetes; Hypocreales; Hypocreaceae. Gene Ontology annotation, cellular component: membrane. The record is from RefSeq and is a predicted model, not a curated record.
AUGGAUACCGACACCCAACUUCUAGUAGGCGCUUUGAUCGUCCGAGAUACAAGCUCCAGUAUAGAGGAGUUCAAGCUCUAUCACUACAAUCCUACUAUCGGCGGAGCUGUUGCCUUUGUCCUCCUCUUCUUGGGCACAACCGGCUUUCAUACGUACCAAUCAUUCCGGACCCAGUGCUGGUUUGUCAUUCCCUUCAUAAUUGGCGGUAUUUUUGAAGUCAUUGGCUAUGCUGCCCGUUGUGCAUCCGGCAAAGAAUCGCCAAACUGGACUCUAGGACCGUAUAUCACCCAGUCUCUCCUCCUUCUCGUCGCACCUGCUCUCUUUGCCGCGACAAUCUACAUGGAACUAGGGAGAAUCAUCUCCCUAGUGAAUGGCGAGUCUCAUUGCCUCAUUCGAAAGAACUGGUUGACCAAGAUCUUUGUUUUCGGAGACAUUCUUUCCUUUUUUCUUCAAGGUGGCGGUGGUGGUUAUCAGGCGUCAGGUACUGCCUCUGCUCUCGAGACCGGAGCACACAUCAUCAUUGUUGGGCUCUUUGUGCAGCUCGCCUUCUUCAGUUUCUUCAUCGUGGUCGCUGUCAAAUUCCACCUAUCCAUCAAUCGCGUGCCCACGACUCGUUUAUCCAACGAGCUCUCGUGGGAGAAACAUAUGAAAGUCCUCUAUGUGGCUAGUAUCCUCAUUAUGGUGAGAUCUAUUUUCAGGGUGGUAGAGUAUCUCCAGGGCUUCAACGGGUAUCUGCUUCACCACGAAGCAUAUUUAUACAUUUUUGACGCGCUGCUCAUGUUCUUGGUCAUGGUUUUAUUAAAUUUGGUGCAUCCGAGCGACUUGGCAGCAUCAAUGAAGCACAAAAUCGCGACGGAUCAUGAAUACAAUUUGAGAGUGUUCGACGAACGCCAUCAAAGACUUGGGUUAGACAUGAGCUAG